This is a messenger RNA of Diuraphis noxia (Russian wheat aphid), 744 nucleotides long. RefSeq names its product inactive pancreatic lipase-related protein 1-like. NCBI's taxonomy places the organism in Eukaryota, Metazoa, Arthropoda, Insecta, Hemiptera, Aphididae. The record is from RefSeq and is a predicted model, not a curated record. Gene Ontology annotation, molecular function: lipase activity; serine hydrolase activity. Gene Ontology annotation, biological process: lipid catabolic process.
UUAAAGUGGGAGAAUACAAUCUGAUCUGCGUUGAUUGGAAACAAUAUUCGACUGAUAUAUCAUACGCAGUAGCGAAGAUGAGAUCCAAAUACAUUGCACUGGAUAUCGUCAAGGUGUUGUUGAAGAUUACGCAUAAUAUGACGGAGGGCUGCUAUGACAGUUUGCACGUGAUAGGRCACAGUAUGGGAGCACACAUUUCCGGACAUGUUGGAAAAAAUUUGCCCAACCUUUAUCGGAUAACAGGGUUAGAUCCCGCAAAACCGAUGUACGAGAAUAGUGGACCAGAUGACAGACUAGAUAUGACUGACGCGAUAUAUGUUGAUGUAAUGCAUACUAAUGCUGGUCAAAAUGGGCUUAACAAAUCUAUUGGUCAUAUGGAUUUUUACCCAAAUGGAGGAUCAAAGCAGCCGAACUGCAGUGAAAGUUCAGAUAAACAUGGUUCGUGUAGUCACGUUAUAUCCUACCAUUACUACGCACACUCGAUAUGGUCCAGAGAGGAUUAUAUUGCAUAUAGGUGUCCCAGUUGGGACGACUUUAAAGCGUAUCGGUGUGACAAUGCCAGCAAAAAUCUGAUGGGCGAAUGGGUAUACGUGAACGGGAAAAACGGCGAUUAUUAUUUGAAUGCUAGUACUCAAGAUUAGUGGACACAAURCACAAGGCGACGUACAACUCUGUUUCUGAUAUUUGGAAAUUUUUUUAUAUUAUAAUUAAUUAUAAAAAGUAUUUGAUUUGUAUAUUAAUGUU